Molecule: messenger RNA, 777 nt
Organism: Ananas comosus (pineapple)
Lineage: Eukaryota; Viridiplantae; Streptophyta; Magnoliopsida; Poales; Bromeliaceae
Exons: 1
Coding region: 1-777 (258 amino acids)
Source: RefSeq, a predicted model, not a curated record
AUGACCGUGCUCACCUCCCGAGGCGCCAGGGAGUCCUCGGAUCACCGGACAAGUGACCGGAACGCAAACAACAGUGCGGAACAACAAAUGCUACUCACCGGAGCUGUGGGAGCUAGGGAGGCCGCCGGCGAUCGGACGGCGGGCACUCCGGCCGGUGUGGAGCAGCAGGUCGGGAGGUCCGGGGGAAGGGCCGGCGGCGGGGGCAGCAGCCGGUGGCGCGCGGCGGCAGAUCGGGCCCACCCUACUCCCUCUCGGGUUUGGGGCUUGGCGGCGAGGCGGCGACCGGGGACGGUCGGGCGGCACUGUUCCGGGCCGGAGACCAAGGGGGAGGUGGUGCUCACCUCAGAGGACAACGGCAGCCCUCUGAAUGGCGCGGCUCCAAGUCGCCCGCACAGACCCGAGCCGGCGGAAGACCUUGGCGGCCGCGGCGGGGCGCGGGAGGCCGGGAACGCACGCGCCGGGUUGCUGGAGGCUCGCCGGAGGUCGACGAGGGAGGCUUGGCCGCAGGGGAGGUGCGGUCCCAAGGCCCGCAACCCGAGCUCGGCCCGCUCGGUUCCGGGCAGACCCGCUGGUUACAGCUCUUCCGGCGCUUCCGCGACGCUCAGGGGUGGCCGGCGUCCGGGAAGGGCGCCUGAGGUGGAAGAGGCGGGGCUUGCCUCCCGAGGCAUGGAGACCCUCCACAAGCCCUGCGUGUCUAAAGAGGCCGAGGAGAGAGGAAGCCGGUCCGAGGCAAGUUUCCGCCGCGCCGCGGCAGCCUGGCGGCGGUCGCGAACGUGA